Molecule: messenger RNA, 675 nt
Organism: Soboliphyme baturini
Lineage: Eukaryota; Metazoa; Nematoda; Enoplea; Dioctophymatida; Soboliphymatidae
Source: the annotation of a GenBank genome assembly
AUGGAAACUUCUGAAAGAAUUACAGAAAUGGAUAACUUUCCUAAAGCUUACAUUGAGAAGGUGAAGAAAACUGUGCCGAAAAAGGUGUUCGGAAACCUGACAUUUUUUCAUUGUCUGUACUCCGUUGUGAAUUUCUUAAUAUCCGACAGGGAGCAAAAAAAAGCGGAAUACGAAAAACGUCUGCGACGCCGAUUCAAAAUCGAGACGCCGAAGGUAGAUGUGAUACCGGAUGACAAAUGGUGGAUAUUUCGUGGAGACCGGGUAGAAAUACUAGUAGGAAAAGACAAAGGAAAGCAGGGCUUGGUGAACUACGUUGUCAGAGAACGGAACUGGUGUUACGUUGAUGGUUUGAAUUGUAAGUACGAAACUGUCGGUGCGGCGAAGGAACUUGGCUUCAACGGUACCCUGAGAAAAAUUGAACGACCUCUGGACGUCAGAACCGAGGUGGCGUUGGUUGACCCCGCGGAUCUAAAACCGACCCAGGUUGAAUGGAAGUGGGACGAAAAAGGGGAACGAGUGCGGUGCAGUUUACGAACUGGUUAUGUCAUCCCGACGCCAAUGAAAUCCGAAGAAACGUUUGAAUAUACGACUCGAGAGACUUACGUAGGUAAGUGGCUGCUGUUUUCUUCAUCGCAUGGUCGUCUAAACGAACGGCUGAAACAUAACGACUUCUAA